Molecule: messenger RNA, 9273 nt
Organism: Eimeria maxima
Lineage: Eukaryota; Apicomplexa; Conoidasida; Eucoccidiorida; Eimeriidae
Exons: 8
Coding region: 1-9273 (3090 amino acids)
Cellular component (GO): nucleolus; nucleoplasm
Source: RefSeq, a predicted model, not a curated record
AUGACAGCAGCAGCAGAUGGCGCUGCCGACACGCCUGCAGCGGCAGAUGAUGCAGCAUCGAGAGCAGCAACAGCAGCAACAUCUGCUGCUGCAGCGGUAGCAGCAACUACAGAAGCAGUAGGAGCAGCGAAUGGUCCAACUUCCUCCGAAUUCUGUGCAGGACCAGCAGGUCCAGACCCCCCGCCACCUCCUCCAGCGGCAGCCACAGCAGCAGCAGCAGGAGCCGCACCAGUCGCAUCAGAAGGACCAACAGCAGCAGCAGCAACAGUAGCAGCAACGGAAGCAGCAGAAGCAGCUCGAAUUCCUUGGCGUGAGCAGCGUGAAGCAGCACUUGAAGCAUGCAGAGCUGUAGAUAGGGAGCUGCAGGCGCUGCUGCAGGACAGCAAGAAGAGGACAGGCAGCAGCAGCAGCAGCAGCUGCAGCAGGUUGCAAGAGUCCUGUGCUGCUGCGUCUGCUUUGCUGCAGCAGCACAUGGACAGACUAAGCGAGGGUUUGCCUGUAUUGGCUGCUGCAGUUCAGCGGUCUGCUGCAGCAGCAUCGCAGCACGGUGCAGCAGCAACAGCAUCAGGUGCAGCAACAGCAGCAGCAGCAGCAGAAGCAGCAGCAAGUCUUCUUGCUGCGUUCCCCGUUAGAGAUAUUCUUCUUGCUGCUCGCGAUGCAACAAAGACAGAAAACAUAAAGCUGCUGCUUGGAGCAGCAAACUUGCUGCGGUGCCUGCUGCUGCACCUGCAGCGGCGGCUGCUCAUGACACCCCAGGCCCCGCUACUGCAGCAGCAACAGCAAGAGCAGCAGGCAGAGAAGCAGCUGGAGACGGUGCAGCGGGAUGGGCUGAAGCAGAAACAAGGACUGGGAAUGGAUACCGCUGCUGCUGCUGCUGCUGCUGCAACAGAAGCAGCAGCAUCGGAUGUCUUGUUGCUGGUGUCGGUGCUGGAGGAUCUUAUGCAGCAGGCACUGCAGCAGCAACCGCAGCAGCAGCAGCAGCUACAGAUCCGUGUGCUGCAGGUUGCGCUUCUUGUUGCUGCACCAGAAGCAAGAGUUGCUGCUGAUGCUGCAGUUGUUCAUAGACUCGCGCGUCUCUUUGUAUGGUUCAUAGGAGCAGCAGCAGCUCCUUCUGCAUCUGCUGCUGUUCCUGCUGCUGCUGCUGCAGCUGCCACACACUCCAAAGCUGCUGCUGCUGCUGCUGCUGCAACCAACGCGUCCCUCUUCCAUGGCGCUUGUGCAGGGCUUGAGCAGCUCAUAGGCUGUCUUGUUGGUGGGGCACUACAAGAGCAGCAGCAGCAGCAGCGGCAGCGGCAGCAGCAGCAGCAGCAGCAGCAUAUUCUACUGCAGCAGAGGGAGCCAGGUCGGGCCGGAAGGGCUCUGUUGGAUCUGCUUGGGGAUUUGACGCACGUGUUGCUGCAGUCCUGCAACAGCAGCAGCAACAGCAGCAGCAGCAACAGUAGCAGCACCGGCAAAAUGGCUCCUGCUGCAGCAUGGCUUGGUGGUUUGUCUCUCUCUGCUUCUGUUUGCCUCCAUCUAUGGACUUCGCUGCUGCUGCAGUACCCGUCGCUGCCUCUGCUGCUGCCAGGUUUGCUGCAGUUGCUGCAGCAGCAGCUGUGCCCCGUGCUGCAGCAGCUCCUGCUGCAGCAGCACCCGGAGAAGCCCGUGCUGCUGCGUGCGGUAAGGCUUGUUGUGCUGCUUGUGUAUAUGUACCUCCCACUGCUGCAGCAGCAGGCAACUCCGCUGCUGCUGCUGCUGCAGCGCCUGGCAGAUGCAGCAGCAGAUUGGGUGAGAGCUGCUGCUCUUGAAGCUCUGACUGUUUGCUGCAGCGACCCUGUGCUGCUGCUGCAGCUAGACGCCCCGGAGCCCCCUGCUGCAGCAGCAGCUCAGGGUGCUGCUAGUACAAGUGGGGAAGGAGGAGAAACAGCUGCAGCAACUGCAGCAGCAGCAACAACAACAACACGACCUCCUCCUCGUCGCCUCUUGGGGCAGAUCCUCGAGACAUUCAGCCGCACCAUCCAUCAGAUAUGCUUUGCUUCUGCUGCAGAGCAGCAGCAGCAACUGCUGCUGCUGCACAGAGAUGCCUUUCAGCUCUCUGAGAACCCUGCUGCUGCUGCUACUGCAGCGCAGCACCGGAGCUCAGGUGUACGCACAGCUGUAGGAGCCAUGCGUGUUGCUGCUGCUGCUGCCAGGAGGGAGGCAUCUGGCUACUGGGUUGCGCUGCCGCCCCGCAACAGCAGUAGCAGUAGCAGCAGUAGCAGCAGCAGCAGCAUCAACAGCAGUAGUAAUAUCAGCAACAGCAACAACAGCAGCAGCAGCAGCAGCAGCAAGGUGCGGCUAGGAAUGCUUUCGCGCGAUGCUGCUUUGCUGCAGUGCAGCAGCAGAUGCAGCAGCACCACCAGCAGUCGUACUAGCAGCCCACGUAGGAGCACUAGCGGGCCCGCUAGUGGAGCAGCAGCAGCAGCAGCAGCUGCUGCUGCUGCAGUUGCUGCUGGUAGUAUACAAUCUUCUGGCACAGCAAGACACGGAUCAGUGAGUUCCAUAGGAUUUGGUUCUCGUGAGCUGCAGCAGCAGGCGGGGAACAGCACCAGCAGCAGCAGCAGUAGCAGCAGCAGCAGCAGCAGCUUCCGCAGCAAGGCCUCAUCAGCAGAGUCUGCUGGUGCUGGUGCUGCUGCUGGUGCUGCUGGGUAUGAAGUAUGGGAUACAGCACCGCGGCUGCUCGAGUGCUGCGCUGCUCUUGGAUGUCCAGAGGAGGAAGCUGCAGCAGCAGCAGCUGCUGCUGCUGUUGUCUCAAGGGCGCGUUUGCUGCACCUGUCGCUGUCUGGCUUGCUGCUCUCAGUAGAGGCGCUGCUUGCUGCGACAUUGGAGGCUGCUGCUGCUGCACCGCCCGCUGCAGCAGCAGCUGCUGUUGCAGCUACAGCAGCAGCAGACCCUGAGCACCAGCGGAGGAGGCUGCAAAUGCUGCUGCGGCAGCCACUUGAUUUACCGCUGACACAGCAGCAAGCUUGCUGCUUUGCUGCUGCUGCUGCAGGGUGGAGUCCGGUGGUGUCGGCCUUAGGUCUAGUACUGACAGCCCAUGUCUCUCUUACUCUGCAGACAGCAGCAACUAGCAGCAGCACCACCAGCAGCAGCAAGAAGGAGUUGGGCUUGACUUGGCCUGGGCAGGCAGCAGCAGCGGCAGCAACAACGAAUGUGCUGCUCUGCUGCUGCUACCAGCUUCUGCUCGUCUGCUGCUUGCUGCGCGUUGCUGCUGCAGCAACUGCAACGCUGCAGGCAGUAAUGCGCUUCUGUUUGUAUGCAGCAAUGGGCAGUGCUGCUGCUCCUGCUGCAGCAGCGCAAGACUCCACUAGCCACCUGCACCGCAGCAACAGCAGCAGCAGCACCAGCAGCAGCAGCAGCACCAGCAGCAGCUCGUCAGCAGCUGCUGCCGUUGUUGCUGCUGCAGGGGGUGCCGCUGCUUCUCUCGGUCUAACAAGCUCGGAGGCCUUUACCUGGUUGUUUGGGAGACGUGACACCAAGAGCACAAGCAGCAGCAACAACAGCAGCAGCAGCAACAGCAGCAAGCUGCCGCAGCAGCAGGUCUCCCAGCUUGCUGCUGCUGCUCGCUCCUUCCUGUUUGCUGCUAUAUCUAACCUAGGCAGCAUCCUCUCCCCUUCUUGUUGGCUGCUCUGUCUGCGGGCACUAGAAGAGCUGCCGCCUCUUGACCAGCAGCAACAGCAGCAGCAACAGCAGCAGCAGCAGCACCAGCAGGUGGUGGAGCUCGAUUUUCCUCCCGAUUAUGGUAUGCCUGCUUUAUUGAUGGAGCCAGCGUCAGCAACAACAGCAGCAGCAACAGCAGCAGCAGCAGAUGAUGAUGAUGAUGAUACAACGGUAGUAGCUGCAGCAGCGAAUGAAGGACAGUCAGAGGCUGUGGUAGCAGCAGCAGCAUACUGGAGGGACUUAGGGUUAAGUGCGCAUGCAGCAGAAGCAGCAGCAGAAGCUGCUGCUGCUGCUGCCGUGUCUGUUGCAUCUUCUGCUUGCCCCAUAGCUUUACGAGGCCCUUCUGCUUCUGAUAACAGCAGCAGCAGCAGCAGCACCGUGCAACCACUGCAACCACCGUCUCCGGCGUCGUCUGCAUCAGCGUCUGCUGCUGCUGCAGCAGCAACAGCAGCUGCAGCUGCAGCAGCAGGAAAAGGAGAAUUAGCUGCAUUUGGGCUGCUGUCUAGACAGCUGACAUAUCAAGGCCUAAAGGCUGCACUGCAUGCGCAUGCACAGUAUUUGCUGCUGUUGUUGCUGAAGGCUUCUUCCGCCACUACGGCUGUGGGGCCUGCAGCAGCAGCAGCAGCAGCAGCUGCUGCUGCUGCUGCCGCGGAUUCCCCCGCAAGCGGACGCCCCACGCAGCAUCAGCUGGACCACCAAGACACUGCAGCACGCUGUUGCUGCAGCACAGGAGGGCCUUGUCAGAUAUCGGGAUGUGCAGCAGCUAUCUCAGCCACAGCAGCAGCAGCAACGGCAGCAGCAACAACAACAUCAGGCAGCAAUUCUGCAGCACCGUGGCAAGGGUGCAGCAGCAACUCGCUGGAGCCUUUUAUUGGCCCUCGAACUGAAAGACUGAGCAGCAGCAGCAGUAGCAGCAGCUGCAGCAGCGAGGCGCUGCUGCUGCCUCCCUGCUGGCGACGACUGUUGCUGCUGCUGCUGUACAACGUCGACCGCCUGCCGCUUCUUAUACAAAACUCUGUACCCCGUGCCUCCUCAGCAGCAGCAACAGCAGCAGCUGCUGCAGCUGGUGAGGAGGAAGAGCAGAGGGAUAUAUUGGCUUUUGCUGCUCUUGCAGAUACACCGCAGCUAAGUGCAGCAGCAAGAGUAGAAGCAGUGAGGUGUUUGUCUUUGUUCUUGCAGCUGCUGCUGCCGGAAAUAAACUCUUGCUGCGCUGCAGCAGCAGCAGCUGCUGCUGCUGCCUGCCCCGAGGAGACCGCAGCAGCAGAAGCAGCAGCAGCAACAGCAGAGGCGGAGCUUCAGUGUCUAGCGCUGCAGUGUCUAUGCAGGUUGCUAGCAGCAGCAAAUGGAGUGUCACGUUUUGCUGCGCUGCGGUCUCUGCAGCAGCUGCUGCAGACACGAGGGCAGCUGCUGCGGCCCCGUGCUUGGCUACUGAUUCUUGCUGCUGUUGCUGCAGCAGCAGCACAGCAGGUACCCCAUGAACUCCGUGCCGUCGUAUCGGCUGUUGCUGAGGCACGCAACAGCAGCUGGGAUACCAGCAGCAUCUGCUGCAGCAGCACCAGCAAACAGCAGCAGCAGCAGCGGGUUCAUUCUCCUGGUUGCAUAGCUGACCGUAGGGAGGUCUUAGCGCUAAUGGAGUUAAUCGUUCAUGACUAUGGAGAGGAUAUUCCUGUGCAUCCACUGACGCACGUGCUGGCAGCAGCAGUGGCAGCGUUGGCGAUAUCUGAGGAAGGGAGCAGCAGCAGUAGCGAGGCAGCUGCAGCAGCUGCAGCAGCAGCAGCAGCAGGUUCAGCAGAUAUAUCUGGUGGAUUUGCUUCUUGCUUCUCUUAUCGAUGCAUUGGUCUUCUUUGGUCUCUUGCAGAUUUCUUAGGAAAAAAGAGACGCAAACGAGCUGCUGCUGCUGCUGCAACAGCAGCAACAGCAGCAACAGGAGCACUGGAAGAUGACAAAGGCAGUCUCAUGGCGUUAUCACCAACGGCAGCAGCAGCAGCAACACCACAAGCAGCAGCAGCAACAGCAGCAACUGCAGCAGGAGCAACGGAGACACGUCUGUUGCUUGUGCCGUUUGCUUCCUCUUUACGUUUUUUCGAGCCUCUUUGGGCGCCUCAGCAGCAGCAGCCGCUCAGCGCCCAGCAGCAGCAACAGCAGCAUGAACAGCAGCACGAACAGCAGCAGCAGCAGCAACAGCAGCAGCAUGAGGAGAUUGAUUUAGAGGAGAGCUUAACAGCAGCAACAUAUAUGCAUUUAGGUGUAUUAGCAGCAGACAGCAGAUCUUCUCUUCGUCAUUGUGCACUAAAAAGUUUAAUUGCUGCAUUAAGAUCUUUUCCCCUUGUAUUAAAUUAUAAUUAUAAUUAUUAUAAACAAUACUCUGUUAGGUGUGUGUCUCGCAUACUGACGACAACUUUGCUGGACGUCUGCAGCGCAUACGUGAGGUUGACCGCCCUGAAGGAUGAACAGAGCAGCAGCAAUAGCAGCAGCAGCAGCAACGGCAGCAGCAGCACCUGUAACAGCAACAGCAGCAGCAACAACAGCAGCAGCAACAACAGCAUGGAGAGCGAGGCAAAGCAAUGGGCUGAGACACUCGUUAUUGCUGUUGACGGCGUGCGUGUGCUGCUGCUGCACUACGCAUCUGCUCUGCAACAGAAGCAACAGCAGCAACAACAGCAACAGCAGCAGCAGGCUGCAACAGAAGGUAGAGAGGAUUCGGAAGGGGAAGAACUUGUACUUGAAUCUGCUGCUGCGCUGCUGCUUACACUACAGGCGGCAACAGCAGCACAAAAAGUCCUUCCUCAAGAGCUGCUGCUGGCAGCAAAUGUCGCCAUUGGGGAUGUCCUUACUCUCUCGGUUGCUGCAGUACCUGUUCCGGUGGAAAUGUUGCAGCAGCUGUAUCGCCGUGCGCAGUUUGCUGCUGCUGUAGACCCCACAUCCAGCAGCAGCAGCAGCAGCAGCAGCGAGGUGCAGCAGACGACAACAUUGUGGGCAAUGGGUUGGGCGGUGUAUUGGCAGCUGGCAAGGAAUUUGCUUCCGCCGCUGCAUGCGCUGCAGCAAACAAUCAAUGGAGAGCAGCAGCAAGAACAGGAGAAGCAGCAGCAGCAGCUGCAGCUGCGCAGCUCUUUGGGGGCACAAGAAGCAGAAGCAGUGAUGUCUUCUUUAGUUGAUCUUCUAGAGUUUGCUGCUGCUCAACGGGCAACAGCAGCGGCAGCAGCAGCAGCAGCAGCAGCGCGACUACCCCCACCCCCACCACCACCACCACCACCAGCGACAGCAGCAGCAGCAACAGCAGCAGCAACAACAGCAGCAGCAACAGCAGAAACAUCAACAGGAUUAGUUGAGCAUGCAGUGUCUAUACAGCUGGCGUUGGGGCUGUUAACUGCACCUCCUCUCUUCUAUCGUCAUGCAACUCCUCUUUCAUUGCCCCCUGCAGCGGCUGCUGGGAGUAACUCACGGACGUCCGUGCAGCAGCAGCGGCUGCAGCAACAACGGCAGCUGCUGUUGCAGCAGCAAGUGAAUCUUCCAGCAGCAGCCGCUGACGCGCAGCAAGGCCCUUGGUAUUCUUGGGAGGUGGUAAGCAGCAGCGUGCAGCAGUUUGUUGCUGCAGCAGACGGACGGCUGCUAGCAGAGUGUCCUCAGCAGCAACAGCAACAGCAACAGCUGCUGUUGCAGUUGCCCUCCGACCGCGGCUGGCCAACAGCAGGUACGGCGGCAAGCAACAGCAACAACAGCAGCAGCAGCAAAAGCAAGAAAAGCGACAGUAGUGCCAAAGCCAUCACGUCGUGUUUGCGGCUGCAGCCGCAUGCAGCAGCAGCUGCUGCUGCUGCUGCCGCUGCUGCUGCUAGCGGGGGCAGUCCUCAGACAGCAGCAGCAGCGCAUCAACCCAGGUCAACAAAUCCAUUCGAGCCAGAGAGCACUACAUGCAGCAGCACCAGCAGCACACCUGCCGCUGCAGCAGCUGCAGCAGCCGCUGCUGCUGCUGCCGCGGCCGCACCCACCACAGCAAUGCUUGAUGAAAUGCGGGAGCGGAUCGACUUGCGGCGUUUCCUGCCGCUGCAGCAAACGGCAGCAGCAGCAGCAACAAAAGCAACAACAGCAACGGCUGCUGCUGCUGCUAAUGGAAAGGAGACAGCAGCAGCGGACGAUACAGCAACAGCAGCAGGAGCAGCAGCAAGUGCUGCUUCAGCAUGUCUAAAAGAUGAAUUGCCUCUCUGUUGCUCCUUUAGGCUCACAAGUGUGCAGCUAAUGACAUGUAGCCGAUUGCUGCAGCUGCUGCCUGCUGGUGCACCUGCUGCUGUUGCUGCUGCACCCGCUGCUGCUGCUGCUGCUGCAUCUGGAGACAUAAUGCUCUGCCUACUAGAUGAACUAUGCAGAGUUCUCUUAGAUCCUCUUCGUCUAUUUGGGGAUUCUCUUAGUCUUGCUGUUGGCAGCUCGGCGUUGCUGCUGCUGCUGCAGUUCUUUAGACAGGCCAUCGUUAAGGCAAUAUAUGCCGAUCUGCAGCAGCAGCAGCAGGAGCAGCAACAGGAGCAGCAUGAUUCAUGCAAGACGACAACACUAGAUGCUGUGUUACGGUGUGUCCCUCUAGUGCUGCAGCACUUUGUUGCUGCUGCAGCAACUCGCUGCGACCUCCGUCUUCGUGAUGUUGGGUUUUGGGCAUUGGCAGCACAGGCUGUAUGCACUCUCUGUGAAGAUGCAGCAGCAGCAGCAGCAACGGCAGCAGCAGCAGCAGCAGCGCAUCCACUAGUAUCCCCGAACACUUUGGAGCAGCUGUGGGGCGCCGUCGCAUCUGCGCUACUGCAGCUCGCCACAGAUGAUCACGGCCUCGUGCAGCAGCAGCAACAACAGCAGCAGCAACUGCAACAGCAGCUGCAGCAACUGCAGAAACGCCAGCAGCAGGUGCAGCAACUCUUACUUAAGCAUCAACAAGCUGUCCAAACUCAUUUGCCACAGCCUUUUAGCGCUCCUUCCUACCUGCCUCCAGGUGCAGCAAACGAGCUGUAUCUGCAGCAGCAGCAGCUGUUCCCGCAGCAGCCACCACCGCCUCCGUAUGCAUGCAGCCCCAGUCAUCAACAGACACUGCAGCAGCUUCUGCAUGAACAACAGCAGUUGCAGCAGCAGGUGCAACACAUCCAGCACGAACUGCAGCAGCAGCACCAACAGCAACUGUGCGAUAGUCCGGAGGUCGUCUUGCUGCGGCGUUGGGUGCUGCGCAUUGCUGCUACAGUGCUGCAGCAGCAGCAGCAGCAGCAAUGGGCUACUGAUACUUUAGCCGAUCUCCGCAACCCAGAUGAAGUGUAUCUUGAAGGGACGCAUGCAUCAGCAGCAGCACGCGAAGCAGCACGAGCAGCAGCAGCAGCAAGACAAGAGUUCCUUCUGCCGCUGCUGCUGCAGCAGUGCGACCGUGUCGUUAGGGCAUACGCGGAUGCCGCCCCAGGAGGGCCAGAGACCACAGUAGAGGCCCUGGGGCUGUCUCAGGAGCAGCAGGAGCAACAGCAGCAACAGCAAGAGCAGCAAGAGGAGGAGAACCACCAGAAGCAGCAACAAGACCAGCAACAGCAAGACGACAAACAGCAGAACGGAGAUACAACUUCCAAAAGACUGCCCUGA